CAGGGCCCCCGAGGGGCCGGGCCGCGCUGGGCGGCGGCGCUGCCCGGGGCGCGGGUGAGGCGGUCCCGGCGGCCGCCCCGGGGCUGGUGCCGGUGGAGCUCCCCAGCCGUGAGCUGCAGCCGGAGCACGGCGUCCCCUCUGCUCUCCCCGGGGACCCCGGCGUGCCAGGCUCCUGGUCUGCAGCACCAUGCUGGAUCCCAAGUCUCACUCUGCAAGUCGGAGGUGAAUCCAGGUGAAAGCCAGCUAUCACAGUAGAUGUCAGGAUGACCAAAGCACGGCUCCUCCGUCUCUCUGUGGUGCUGGUCUCCAUCUUCAUGAUCCUCCUGAUCAUUGUGUACUGGGACAACGUGGGAACGGCUCACUUCUACCUGCAUACAUCCUUCUCCAGGCCUCAUUCCCCGGGAGCCAUCCCUGGUAUCACGGCAGGUGAAGACUGGGAAGCCUUGCCAGAUGUAGAUGAAUUUCUGGCAAAGCUGCUUAGUUCGAGCCUGAAACAGAAUAGCUCUAUCCCCCGAAAGACAGAGCAGCUACUCAUCCAGGGCUCCAACAAGCCUGUGGUGAGCAAUUUGGAGGAGAAUGUGCGGGGCUACGACUGGUCUACGCACAAUGACAGAAACAGCCUGGACCAAGAGAAACUGCAGAUAGAGAGGCAGAGAACGUUGCGUGAGUUUUGUGCCAAUUCCAGCUUCACCUUCCCCACCAAGGAGCGCUCCUUUGAUGACAUCCCAAACUAUGAGCUCAAUCACCUGAUUGUGGAUGACCGCCAUGGCAUCAUCUACUGUUAUGUCCCCAAGGUGGCCUGCACCAACUGGAAACGCGUGAUGAUUGUGCUAAGUGAGAGUCUGCUGGACCAGGGGGUCCCAUACCGGAACCCUCUGGAUAUACCCCGGGAGCAUGUCCACAACACCAGCACCCACUUGACCUUCAACAAAUUCUGGCGCCGUUAUGGGAAGUUCUCCCGGCACCUCAUGAAGAUCAAGCUGAAGAAGUACACUAAGUUCCUCUUUGUACGAGACCCUUUUGUCCGCCUCAUCUCUGCCUUUCGCAGCAAAUUUGAGCUGGAGAACGAGGAGUUCUACCGGCGUUUUGCCAUCCCCAUGCUAAAGCUGUACUCCAACCAUACCAACCUUCCCACCUCUGUUAGCGAGGCCUUUGGGGCAGGCCUCAAAGUCUCCUUUUCUGACUUCAUCCAGUACUUACUGGAUCCCAGGACAGAGAAGAUGGCCCCCUUCAAUGAGCACUGGAGGCAGGUUUACCGUCUGUGCCAUCCGUGCCAGAUAGACUAUGAUUUCAUCGGAAAGCUGGAGACGCUGGAUGAGGACGCUGCUUAUCUAUUGCAGCUCCUCAAAGUGGACAGGCUUCUUCGCUUCCCCCCCAGCUACCGGAACAGGACUGCCAGCAGCUGGGAAGAUAACUGGUUUGCCAAAAUCCCACAGGCUUGGAGGCAGCAGCUCUACAAGCUUUAUGAAGCAGAUUUUGUACUCUUUGGCUACCCCAAGCCAGAAAACUUGCUUAAAGACUAAAAGUGACUGGGCGGUGGGUGUGGGAGGGAACAUCUGAAAUACCAAAAAUGUUUAAAGCCUCCUCAUUUUUGCUCUUAACUCCUUUCCCCUUACAGGUUGGUACAAUGGAAUAUAUUUUUUCUACCAUUUCCCCGUCCGUUUUUUCAAUAAUGCCAGAGCCCAGGGUAUUCCAGCCAGCUGUGCGUACGCAAAAAAUGCCAGGUCUUUUUGUUACAAUUUGUUUUCUUUUUUUAAAAAAUGUCCCCAUGUUUUGCAGUGGGUCGCUGCCCUUGGUCACUCUGCCAGCUGUGUCCUUCAGUAGCUUUUUAUUAAUACUUUUUUAAAAUUAAUAUAUUUAAGAUAUUUAAUACAAAGUGUGUGUUGUGGCAAAGGAAGGGAAGGAAUAAAAAGUAAAAGAAAAACCCAAGAAUUUAUGCACCUGCCUCUGUGUGUUGUCUCAAGGCUGCUGUUCCAGAGGUCUGAGGUUUGCAGAGCACUCAAAUCUCUGGGGUCUGGGUUUGUCAGUGGUGCCUUCACCAGCCAGGUCUGCCGGUGGUUGCUCUGAGUCGGGCUCAAGGCAGAUCGGAUGGGUCAGUGCCUCACUCUGCCAGACAGCCCUGGAAGAAUACCAGCGCUCUGGUGACGAGCGCUGCUCACAGCUGGUGAGCAUGACAUGACGCCAGGGUCGCAGGAAGGAAAUGGCGGUUGGGAGCAGUGACAGCAAGCCUCGGGGGGUGUUUCAGGACAUGCAGGUGGCCAACACAAUACCCCUGCACUGCUUUACCUUUUGGCAAACUGGUGGUAGGAUUUUACUUUCCAAAAAGCUGAGGUUCCUCAGCUGCUGUGUACCUUGCUAGCGUGGAGCAUCUUCCAUGACAUGUCCCGUUCAGGACGGUGCCUGAAGUUCUUGGGGGUUGUGGCCAACCUGGAUGGGCAAAGCGUGCUCCUGGAUGGACGUGCUGUCCAGAGACUGGCAUCCAGGCUUCACACUGCAGCACUUAGGCAUAAGCGCAGAUUGCCGUACCGCAGCUGGUUACAGGACGGGGAGGUGGUGUGCUUCUCCGUGGCCUGGUCACUCCUGCAAACAGUGCAGGUCCCUUGAGAACUGUGCUAUGUCCUCGUUCCUGUGCGUGCUUUAAGGGGGACGUGGCAGGGAUGCAGAUGCUUACCCCUGGAAGAAGAUGAUCUGAAAGGUUUCUUUCGAUCAGCAGGUGUCAAGGUGAGCUCAAAAUUCAUUUGAUUUCAGAGCGCCAGCUACUGCUCGUGGUGCUGCAUCCUUAUCCGCUGCCUUUCUGUCUAUACCAAAUGACUGAUGCAAAUUUAAUCAUCUGCCUUGCUGGGACCUGCUGCAGGAGUGAUGGUUGCCCACUGUGCUGGGAGCAUAUGGGCUGCUUCCCAAAGGAAAUUAAUGCUUUUAGAGAGACUUUUUGUGUCUCAUCAGCUGAAUCUGCUUCCCUUUUUCCCUCUGAAUUGCUCUGCAAAAACUGUCUGCUUAGCAGAAUGGGCAGGCAACUCUUUUAGAGCUGAAAUGCUUAAUUAUUUCCCUGGCCUGGGGAUGCUAUCAGGGAUGAACAUCCAAGGUCAGGCCUUGGGAGGCAGCCUUGUGUUUUGGGCAGACUUCUUUAUUUUGGCCUUUUACUCAGUUUCUCUCCGAGGCCAUCAGCAGGCACGACUUUUCCGCUCUCUCUCCUUGCUUCCCCAGCCUCUGUACGCAUACAUCUCUUGGCAUUGCAUCCUCUUCCUACCAAAUAUGUUGUUUCAAGCUUUUUAACCUAUAAAUGAAAGGUAAUUGCUAGUAGUUAAGCUCAAAGCCAACGGCUUGUUUCUCAUUGUAUUCACACCACUCUCCUGUAAUUUCUGCAGAGAUAUUUGCAGUUUAAAUGAGCCUGAAGCUAUGACCGGAGUCUCGGUGCUUAGCUCUUCACAGCUUGGGGAAGAAGGAAGUGCCUGUUUCUGAGCCAUUAUUUAAAACUAAUAAUAGAAAAGUGUUGAUCUAUUCAAAUAUUUUUUUUUCCAGUUACCACCUAAUUACUGCAAAACAGAAAGGUGUUGAGAAUCUCGUCUCCUGUAAUGAGUAAUCCCUAGAGUCUCUUGGUUCUUGCUACCUUUACAUUUCUUCAGGGUGGAUUCAUCUGGCUCUUCAAAGAUACAGACAGCAUGGAUGUUUUCACCUCUUGUCUUUACACAGUGUUUAUUUUUUUUACUUUUUAAUUUAGAUUUAAUUGACAUUUAGUAUGUGUAGAGGUGGGUGGCUGGGACCGUAGCACGGGUGCUGUGCGAGCUUCCUUCCAGCUGCUUCCCCUGUGCCUCUUGAUCUGGUCCUGUCGCUUCCUGCCCCUCCAACCAGUGCUUGGCCAACGCACACCUACGACGCCGGCUCACCCUGCAACCCGGCUGCUGCCUCCUCAGCUACAGUCGGCCUGUGAUUCAUGGCCGUGGCUUGUCCCAGGCAAGAGCUCGGGACCGUCUUUUCAGGUUCACCAGCUGUCAGUCAGUUAUUCGGGGCAGAGGAGGAAUGGGUUGCGGAGUGUUACUGUUGGUUGAGGCAGCAGGGUCCUGGUUGUGCAAUUGGCAGAGAAGGUGCAAAAUGGCUGCAAACCCUGCGCAGCAGCUGCUUCACGUGAUGGGAGAGCGUACCCUCUCCUUAUGGCUGCCUUGUAGUUUAACAGCAACAGAAGAAAAAGCCCUCCCUUCCCUUGCAGACAUUGGCUAGAGAAGGGAGACUUGGAACGCUUGGACUUCUCUCUCCCCAUCCAAAGUGAGAUAAAGGGGCUAAACCCCAGCAUUCUGUGCUAAUAGCACACUAUGUCAUGCUGAAUUCCAAAGCACUCUGUACGCAAGGUUCAGCAGGCUGCCUGGAACCCAAAUGGCUUCAUCAGCCUCUGUAAGAGCUUCAUUCGGGAGGAUGGAUGGAUGCCAUAAGGCCACUGAGGGCUCUGUCUUCUGUACUUUCCCUCUUUCCCCCUGUUGAGUCCAGCCUGUGCUGAGAUUUAAGCCAUUUUACUGUUCAUAGACCCAUGCCCAAUCGAUGUGCUGGGUGCUGUUGGCUCCCUCCUCGUUUCCCAUUGCUGUGCUUCAAAGUGCUUGCCGGGAGGAGCUGUAGAGCUCAGAUGGAGGGGGUUCACGUUGCAGUGGAUGGCUUCUGGGUUCAAAAUAGCUUGUUCCUUGCUGCUCUUUUCCUUUGAAGCCCUCCCUCCCCACCCUUCCACCACUGUGAAUGUAUUGUUAAGAAGUCAAAAGGGAUCCAGGCUGCGCUGAGCUUUGUGGUAAGACCACUGAGUUGCCAGAACUGGGACGUAGCCUCUGGCUUUGGGAAUGUGCAUUUUUUGUGGGUUUCUUGCUCUGUUCUGAUUAUGUAAAAGUGUACGGGGGACAGGGGAGAGAAGGACAAAGAGUUCAACCAGCCGUGCUUCCUCCCCCCCUGGUUUCCUAAAGAAGCUGGAAUUUGGUAUUUGACAAAUAAUGGUAGAAUGAUCGGAAAGGGCAGGCAGUAUGCACCCGUGCUGGCCUGAAGUCAGAAGAGGACUAAAAAUCCUGGAGUGUAGAUGGUUAUGAUGCUAGUACUGAUUUUAUAAGGGCUGGAAAAAUGCUUUGAAGCGGCCUAUUUGUGUCUGAAUAAACCUGGCUUUGUCA
Phalacrocorax carbo (great cormorant) is the source of this 5135-nucleotide messenger RNA. The record is from RefSeq and is a predicted model, not a curated record. NCBI's taxonomy places the organism in Eukaryota, Metazoa, Chordata, Aves, Suliformes, Phalacrocoracidae.